Malaya genurostris is the source of this 4140-nucleotide messenger RNA. RefSeq lists its product as uncharacterized. The record is from RefSeq and is a predicted model, not a curated record. The coding region runs from base 35 to 4033 and encodes 1332 amino acids. NCBI's taxonomy places the organism in Eukaryota, Metazoa, Arthropoda, Insecta, Diptera, Culicidae. The transcript has 8 exons.
UGUGCGUGUAUUUUGAAUUUUAUGUUUUGAAAUAAUGGCUACUGGAUCCGAAAAUAAUUUAUCCGUACUAGCAGAUCAACUUAAACGUAUCGAAUUCGUUAAUGUGAACCAUUCAUUAGAAUCGGAUUCGAAGCUAAAAUCUUGUGUCUCCGCUAUGACUUCAGAAUUUUACUCUACAAUCAAACGAAAUUACCUUCAAUGGAAAGAGUUUGUCAAGGAAACAAACCAAAUAAUCAAUGCCAAUGAACUCAAUCAUCGGGAUUCAACACCGGCCGCUUGUGUCGAGGAUAGUUCAAGUGAAGAUGAAGUCGAUUUGCAGUUGAUGUGGGACGUUUCAUUGGUAUCUAAUGCUGAUUCUUGCAAUGAAGAUAGCUUCCGUCGUUCCAUUUGCCAGCAGGAUGUUAAACGGGAGCGCGUGUUUGACUACUUGUGUACACUGGACGAUUCAAAAUGGUCUACGGUAGACGUUGAUUCACCGGUUGAACCAGAAAGUCCAGUCGUCUACGACAGUACAAUUGACCGUACAGAAUCUGCUGAGAUUAAACUAGUGGUUUCGGAACUGAUAGUACCGGAAAGCCAAGAAUCAAUUGUAACUUUAAACCCGGAUAGGAUGGCUAAUGAUACAGCGGUCGAGAUUCAGAUCGGAAAAAUAGUUCUUUCCGGUGAUGAUAACGAAUCGACUACUCUUGUCGGAGGUCAUACGUUCGAUAGCAUUACUCUAGCGGAAAACGGAGAGAUACCGUUAACGCAAUAUGUCGAAAAAUUAGAAAAAUUGAAUGGAAGAAACAUUGAAAACACGGACAAACAAGCGACGUCGUUAGGAACCGAUGAAGUGUUAUGCUCUUGCAUCGAUUCGGGAAAUCUGACGAUGGAAAACAAACUAAACUUGCCACAAGAAAUUGAAGAUAUUCGAGAAACUGCUCCUCAGCAAAUUCAGUCGAUCUCAACUGAUUGCGAGGAACAAUUGUCGCAUCUUGCUUCUGCUGCAACUGGAACUGUUUCGGAAAAAGUCGACAUAGAUACGAAACCGUUGAGAGAACCGGUAACCGAAGCCUCGGAGGAGCAUAUAAAGCUAGAUGUCGAGCGAAAUGUUCGCAAUUAUGACGAAAAUGGGAUAUUUCAAAACGAUUCUGUUGUGCCGGAGAUAUACGAACCGGAUGUCAUUCCAUCGUCAUUCAGUCAGGAUAAUUGUAUGCAGUUAGCUCAAGUGGACCGCGAACACUGCAUGCUUGAAUCUACCGAAUUUCGGUUGAUACCAAAUUUUCUUACUAUCAACAUGGGGAUAGAAAUAGCGGAGAAAUUGUCCACUGAAGCGGAAAUUGCAGAAGUGAUAGAACCAGCCGGUCCUGAAAGUUCUCUAGGAAUGGGCCGAAAUUUACAAUCCCGGAAUAGGCUCUCCCUGAGAAACACAAAUCCGACUGUCGUAACUUCAACUCUUGCUACAAACAGUAAAACGGCUAAAAGUCAAAUGCAUCCAGAAGAACCAUGUCAAGAGAAAACAACUUCUGACGAAACAAGGAAAAUCACUUUAACAAAGGCACAAUCGGAACCGCUUUUGAACUCUAUAUACUAUACGUGUUCGAAUGUUUCAACGUUGAACGAGUCUCGUUCUAAACCGAUGGAACUUGAUGAGUCUAAAAAACGCACUGACGAGUCUAUUAAAACUAGCCUUAAUCUAGCUUUAUCUAGACCUAGUGCAGAGCGAACGCUUUCCGACCAUGGAGUAAACUGUGAAACAUCUCUACGGAACGACUCAGUGACAGUGUCGGAGGUUAAGUCAUCACAGAAGAAAGUUCAUUUCAAUCCAACCGUGGAGGAAGUUCAGAACGGAAACCGAUCUUUUAGGAACACUUUUAGUCGGUCCGAAUGUAACGAUGAAUUGGAACCUUUAAAUUCAAUCGCAACCUACGAUAGUAAAGACGAAAAUAGGUCAGACUCAAUGAAUUUGAACGACGCUUUUUGCACAUCCAGUACUAAUACAAAAUGUGCAGGGAAAAAGACACGUCCUGCUAAUUCUAAGGCGAAGAGAAUGCCCUCCAAAUCCCGGGCCAAUUCGUCUUCCAAAGAUCUUUCCCCGAAGAAAGCUCUCAAAAAUAACAAAGCGUUCGAAAAAACGCAACGUACUUCCGAAUCCGACGAAUCAUCGUUGGUACCUUUGAAUUCAACAGCAGGCUUUAAAAAUGUAAUUUCAAACGUGACCGAAAAUAAUCCAGAAACUACAGUGAAAAAGACACGUCCUGUACGUUCUACGGCAAAGAAAGUGCCCCCAAAACCGCGAACAAACUCGUCUAUGGGAAGUCCUUCCCCGAAAAAAGUUCUUCGAAACAACAGAUCAUUUGGAAAAUCGAAAAGUACAUCCAAGUUGGCGAAAUUUUCCGAUGUGCCAUCGAAGGUAACAUUGAACUCGAUCGCGGCUUGCAACAACGGUGACGUUUAUGACAUUUCGCACGUCAGUGAUGAAGAGAGCAGCACAUUGUCUCUAGGGCGCCGCAAACCGGCUAGAGGAGCCGAUGUGGCAGAAGUAACGAAACCAUCGGUUUCCGAUGAAUCCUCUGUUCAAUCACAAGAAACUUUGAGCGACUCUCUACGACAUGAAGUUCAAAUGUUCAUGCAGCAAACCAUCAAAAGUUUUCAUCUGGAACAUAAAACAGGCAAACCGAAACGUUCCAGAUCGGACAAAUAUGCCGAAUUAAAAACAAUCAUUCAGGAAACGAUUAAAAUGGAACUGCAAGCCCAGUUCAAAAAUCUUCAAACUCGUAAACGGAAGUAUCGACCACCGGCAGCUAAACCCCGUAAAGUUAUCAUCGUUCAAAAAGCUGUUCCAAAACGUUAUCCUACAACGGAAAGGUCAACACAGAUCGAUGACCCUCCAACGGCGGACAAGUAUACACAGAUCGAAGGCCCUGCAACAGCGGAAAUCAGCACGAACACCGGAAAUUGGAAGAAACGCACAGCAAAGAAGCAUACUACGGAAAAGAAAUCAAAAACUAAUGAACCUUCAUGUAUCCGAAACAAGAAACAAUCGGUUGAGGCUCGUCGAAACCAGCCAACAUUAUCGCAGUGUUUUGAGCAUCAUCCAUUCCCAACUGGUGUUGGUUUUGUUGAGCAACACCGGUCGAACGAUGAACCUUUGGAAGUACCGGAAACGCCCAGGACGUCUGACCAUGGGAAUGAACCCGAUAGAAGAACCGACUGGGAACAGUACGAUCACGAAGAGGAUGCACGGGAAUUCAGAUGUUCGAAACAAACCAAAGGAUGCUACCGAGUCCCUUGUUCGCCCAACUGCAGCUCUAUAUUUUCGACUUCGUUUUGGCAGAACACCGAAUCUCUGUCUUCGUAUGCACCCGACGUUCUUGAAAACAUGGACAUUGAGCAAGCGAACGAGUUCUUUCAAAAGCUAGAGCAGCUACAUCUCAGCACAAUGAGCGAAUCCUCUCCAUGUCAAAUAGUUUCAAACAGUCAAAAUAAAUCUUCUGUCUCGAGGACCCGCCGUCGUUCAACUGGAAAUCGUCGAACAGUACUGCGUCCAUAUCCGGCAUGCCCUAAAAUUAGGGCUCCAUCAGUAGUGUUACAAGCACGUAAGACGUUAUGCACAGUUGAACGUGAAGGUAACAAUCAAGACUCGCUGCUAGAGCCGAUACUAGUUGGACCGUUUAACGAUCCCGUGCUGUACCCGGAAGAAUGUUUGGAAUUUAUUGGGAAACGGUUUGUAAAGGAUUGGAGAUACUGGCGGUUGCGUCAUUUUCCAGAGUCGUACGAAAAAAUGGGACAGUUCAGUACCAGACAUUUACAUUUCAAUAUGAUACAUGGCCACUACGACAAAAUCGAUCUGUUAGACGAGAAUGAUGGUGAUGAAAGUAGAGAAGAUAACCAAAUAGAUGACGAUAAUGACAAUGCUAAGUACAGAGCACCAUGGCCGUUCUGCAGUAGCGUCAAGAAGUCCCAAAAUCUUCGCCCCUUUUCGCCGGAAAUUUCUCCGAUAGUUUUUGAGCAGAACGAAAACGACGACAGUGGACCAAUAGUGCCAUAUUAGUUUGUAAGUAGGAGUAGAACUCAUAUAUUUAUUUUUUAUUUCUCAAGUAUAUCAAAUAUAAUGAAUUUAUUUAUUUUUUUUGUAAUCAUCGAUAGUUUUCAGUAAAA